UUUAAUGGUAGUGGUUGAAAGCACUGUUUGAUGACCUUUUUUUCUCUGUUCAGUUCAUAAGACUAAUUUAAACUUUUUAUAUUGUAAAAAUAUUUAUUUUUCUGGACCAGUACAUACUUUUUCAGAUUAUUAUUUUCAAGGGUAUUUAAUGCUUAAACGUUUACAUUUGAAGAAUCUAGAUCAGCACUAUCAAUGUACUUUCUAUCCUAUUUCGUGUGGACCAGCUCGGCGCCUUUCUUGCUUAUUAUGUGGCUUGUGGGCCAACAGCUAGGUCUACGGAUGGGUAUACAGAUUGCCGAGUCACUGAACUGUUCUCGAUGGGGAGCACCAAGCAAUAGAGGGUUGUUUGAGGAUGGCGAUGUAAUCAUUGGUGGGCUUUUUAGUCUUCGUUACAUGCCUCCUGCUAAGGACUAUAGAUUCACACGGCAGCCUGACAACAAACCUUGCACAGGUUUACAAAACCUACCAUUACAGUACAUUUAUGCCAUGGUGUUUGCUCUGGAAGAGAUCAACCACAGCUCCACUCUCCUACCAAGCGUUAAGCUAGGAUACCAUAUUCAUGACAGCUGUGCCCUCCCUGACUGGGCUCUACAGGCUGCCCUAACAUUGGUUGGUGGAGACACCGUGAGCUGUAAAUCAAAUCCUCCAUAUCAGAAGGAAACAGGAAUUGGAACAGGUGAUCAGCCAGUGCCUUUGAUCAUUGGUGGUUCUUCUUCUAUAACAGCCCAGAUACUGUCCAGACUCCUAGGACCACUUUCUGUUCCUCUAGUGAGCUACACAGCCAGUUCCCCAAGUUUAAGUGACAGACAGCAAUACCCAAAUUUCUUCCGAACCAUGGCCAGUGAUAUAUAUCAAGCACGUGCUAUUGCUCAGCUCGCUAUAAAAUUCAACUGGACCUGGGUUGGAGCAGUUGUAGCAAACAAUGAUUAUGGACUGAUGGCUGUGAAGGUAUUUCAGGAGGCAAUUCAGGGGGCAGGGAUUUGUCUGUCAUUUGUGGAGACCCUCCAAAGGGAAAAUAUUGUAAGUGACGCAAGACGGGCAGCACUUGCCAUUCAGGCUUCAACUGUGAAGGUGAUUUUGAUCUUCACCUGGUAUACUGAUGUGAUGGAACUGUUCCUGCAACUAGAGAAGUUGAAUGUGACUGAUAGACAAUUUUUGGCAAGUGAGGCGUGGAGCACCAGUAGUGAUCUUCGCAAAAGUACUUUUUCACAAAAAGUUGCCAGUGGUGUUCUUGGUGUGGCCAUUCGAAGUUCACCUCUGCCUGGAUUUGAAAAUUACAUUCGUAAUUUAAACCCAUUGCUGCGCCCAAAUGAUCAGUUCUUAAAGGAAUUCUGGGAAAAGGAGUUCGGAUGCAGUCCUGGGAGUACAACAGCUGCGCUUGAUUCUCUUCCCCGUUGUAACGGCACAGAGAACCUGUGGACUGUGAAUAAUCUCUUCACUGAUACCUCCCAGCUACGGGUGACAUACAAUGUCUAUCUUGCAGUCUAUGCAGCAGCUAAUGCCCUACACUCUCUACUUUCCUGCCCUGAUGCUAACAUCUCACCUGGACACAAUGUCACCUGUUCCUUUACAAAUCAAAUCAAACCCAGAGAGCUCAUGGAACAGCUCAGAAAAGUGAAUUUCACCACCCCACAGGGGGAAGCAUUUUAUUUUCAAGGUGCUGACAUAACAGCAAAGUAUGACUUAGUGAACUGGCAGAGUAGCCCUGAUGGAGAGGUCGAGCUGGUUUUGAUCGGUCGUGUGGAUGGCUUUGAACUCUACCUUAAUGAAUCUGCAAUUCAGUGGAGCACAGGGUCCAGUCAAGUGCCUGUUUCCGUCUGUAGUGAAACUUGCCCUUUAGGCACACGGAUGGCAAGCAGGAAAGGAGAACCCAUCUGCUGUUUUGACUGCAUUCCAUGUGCUGAUGGUGAGAUAAGCAACAAAACUGGUUCCACUCAGUGUGACCGAUGUCCAUCUGAGUUCUGGUCCAACACUGAGCAUAGUGCCUGCAUCCCUCGCAGGCUGGACUUUCUCUCUUAUAAUGAAACUUUGGGUAUCACACUCACAGCAGUAGCUGUUUCUGGUGUGGCGGUGACAGUGGCAGUGUUUGCUGUGUUCCUUUUCUACCGUCGGACACCGAUGGUGCGAGCAAACAACUCAGAACUCAGCUUCGUGCUUCUGCUGUCAUUGAAGCUCUGCUUUUUGUGCUCGCUGGUGUUCAUCGGCCGCCCCUCUGUGUGGUCAUGUCGGUUCCAGCAGGCAGCCUUUGGGAUCAGCUUUGUCCUUUGUGUUUCUUGCCUACAAGUUAAGACAAUUGUGGUUCUGGCAGCAUUCCGCUCAGCGCGUCCUGGUGUUGAAGCCCUUAUGAAGUGGUUUGGUCCCAGACAGCAGAGAGGAACUGUCUGCUUCUUCACAUCCAUACAGGUUAUCAUCUGUAUUGUUUGGCUGUCUCUUAGUCCCCCAGAGCCUAAGCCUGACUUCGAGGUCGCUGGUUUACAGGUUACCUUGAAGUGUGCAAUGGCCUCAUUGGUUGGUUUCUCUCUGGUUCUGGGCUAUAUUGGCCUCCUGGGCUGCACCAGCCUCCUUUUGGCCUUUCUUGCCAGGAAGCUCCCAGACAACUUCAAUGAGGCCAAGCUGAUCACCUUCAGCAUGCUGAUUUUCUGUGCCGUCUGGGUGGCUUUUGUUCCUGCUUAUGUAAGUUCACCUGGAAAAUAUGCAGUUGCUGUGGAAAUUUUUGCCAUUCUGGCCUCAAGUUAUGGUUUACUCUUCUGCAUAUUUGCUCCAAAAUGUUUCAUCAUUCUUUUGAGACCAGAAAAAAACACUAAGAAACAUCUUAUGGCAAGAUAGUAAUAGCAUUCAUGCCAUCUGUCUUAUAAGAUUUAUACAUUCUAUUGUUCUAUGUUAUGUUUUUUAGACACACAUUGUUUCAAUGUCUGCAGAAUUAUCACGAUUCACUGUUUAUAUUAGGAAGAGUUGGAUUAUUAAAAAGCAACUUAAGUAAUGAAAAAAACCCUACAAAUUCUGAUUUUCAUAAUAAUGUGCUUUGAUUCAUUUGAUUUAAAUGCAACUUCUUUCAGAUUAACAUUUUUCUUAAUUUUGGGUUAAUUUUUGGUUUACUGCUCAGAGCUAAUGAGAACAAGGCAUGUCCUAUUGAUUGAUUUUAUGUAGAG
Molecule: messenger RNA, 3149 nt
Organism: Cyprinodon variegatus (sheepshead minnow)
Lineage: Eukaryota; Metazoa; Chordata; Actinopteri; Cyprinodontiformes; Cyprinodontidae
Product: extracellular calcium-sensing receptor-like
Exons: 11
Coding region: 193-2826 (877 amino acids)
Biological process (GO): G protein-coupled receptor signaling pathway
Cellular component (GO): membrane
Molecular function (GO): G protein-coupled receptor activity
Source: RefSeq, a predicted model, not a curated record